Molecule: messenger RNA, 1233 nt
Organism: Vicia villosa (hairy vetch)
Lineage: Eukaryota; Viridiplantae; Streptophyta; Magnoliopsida; Fabales; Fabaceae
Exons: 3
Coding region: 1-1233 (410 amino acids)
Molecular function (GO): nucleic acid binding; RNA-DNA hybrid ribonuclease activity
Source: RefSeq, a predicted model, not a curated record
AUGCGAAGGUGGGCUAUAAUCCCAGUUUCGUUUGGCGGAGUAUUUGGAAGGCUAGAGAUGCCCUUACCGGUAAGAUGGCGGAUUGGUGAUGGUAGAAACAUAAGAAUUAUGAAUGAACCAUGGCUAAGAGGGACUAGAGAAUGUUGUUUGAUGGGCCCUCAAAAUCAAGGUGUGUAUACUUUAACUAUUAAUGAUCUUUUGCUGCCUAAUGUCAAACAAUGGAAUAUGGGAGUUUUACGUGAUUUGUUUGAUUACUCAAUGGUUCGUGAUAUUUUACAAGUUCCGUUGUCAGAAGAAGUGAUCGAAGACCGUAUGAUCUGGAAGGAUGAUCUUUGUGGCCAUAAUUAUGAGGACGAUUGGCAUGUUUUUGUUGGUUGUUCGGAAACUUUCUCUUGUUGGCAAUCGGCUGGUCUUAAUGAUAUCAUCUCUCCUCGUCUCCAUUCUUUCCAGGAUCUCAAGUCCUUUAUCUUUGAUAUUUGCCUGAAGGAUGAUAGGUAUACUGUAGGAAGAGUGGCGGUUAUGUUGGAAGGGUUAUGGAAGAAUAGGAAUGACUUCGUGUGGCAUAAUGAAAAGGAAGAUGCUUCCAAACUUGGUUGGUUAGCAUUCCAUAAGUGGCAAGAUUGGUUUAUGGCCCAAAAUAUUCGGGCGCCGCAGUUAGAUAACGGAGAAGUGGCUUCAUGGAACCCGCCUCCUAUUGGUAGCUUCAAAUGUAAUGUGGAUGCCGCUUUCAACAAGCGUGUAGGGACUACGAAUCGAGGGUGGUGUAUGCGUAACGACCAUGGUAACUUUGUUGCCGCAGGUACGGCUUGGGAUGGUAGUAACUUUUCGGUGUUGGAAGCGGAGGCCUUAGCUCUUAAGGAAGCAAUUCAUUCUGUUAUUAUGUUUCAUAAUGCUCCGACAAUUUUUGAAAGUGAUUCUCAACAGGUGGUCCAAGCCCUUAGAUCUAAUAAGCCGGGUAGCUCUGAGUUUUUCUCUAUUAUUAAUUCUAUUAAGCUGUUGCUAUUAGAUUUCCCCUACUUUGAGGAGAAGUCGGCUCCGACAACGAUCAAGGAUUGGUCGCGCUUAAGUUCAUCUACGACGGUUUAUGCUCAGCUUGCCGAGAUGUCGGACCAAGUCGAGAAAGCCAGAAGUCGCCAUUCAAAUCUGUCGGCAUUGGAGAGUUCGGAGAAGAUUCAGUCUUCUGCUAAAGCUACUCACAAUGACGCGGUCACGCGGCCUUCGAAAGAUAAGUGA